This is a messenger RNA of Rosa chinensis, 678 nucleotides long. Its product is annotated as putative cysteine-rich receptor-like protein kinase 35. NCBI's taxonomy places the organism in Eukaryota, Viridiplantae, Streptophyta, Magnoliopsida, Rosales, Rosaceae. The record is from RefSeq and is a predicted model, not a curated record. The transcript is spliced from 5 exons. Bases 82 to 678 code for a protein of 198 amino acids. Gene Ontology annotation, molecular function: ATP binding; protein tyrosine kinase activity. Gene Ontology annotation, biological process: protein phosphorylation.
AAUGAGAUCGUGCUGAUUGCAAAACUCCAACAUAGGAACCUGGUCAGGAUUUUAGGUUGUUGUGUUGAAGAAGAAGAGAAGAUGAUAAUCUACGAAUUCUUGCCAAACAAAAGUUUGGACUUUUUCAUUUUUAAUGAAUCCAAUCGAACACAUUUAGAUUGGAGGAGACGCUUUGAGAUCAUUUGUGAAAUUACUAGAGGGAUAUUAUAUCUUCAUCAAGAUUCAAAAUUAAGAAUCAUACACAGAGAUCUAAGAGCGAGUAAUGUUCUAUUAGAUGGUUCUAUGAAUCCCAAAAUUGCAGAUUUUGGUCUGGCUAGAAUAUUCGAGGGGGAUCAAAGUGAUGCAAAUACAAAUCGCGUGGUUGGAACAUGUGGUUAUAUGUCACCAGAAUAUGCAAUGCAAGGACUCUUCUCAGUAAAGUCAGAUGUAUAUAGCUUUGGGGUAAUAGGAUUAGAAAUCAUUACUGGUCAAAAGAAUACUGGUCACCAUCCCAGAUCAAGUUUGGUUGAACAUGUUUGGAACUCAUGGAGAGAAGGUAGUGCCUUAGAACUCGUUGAUUCAUCUCUCAGCGGAUCAUGCCCUGUCGAUGAAGUUCUAAGAUGUAUCCACAUAGCCUUCUUGUGUUUACAAGAGCACGCCACUGACCGGCGCGGCCAAACAUGUCAGAAGUUCUUGUAA